This is a messenger RNA of Styela clava, 1336 nucleotides long. The record is from RefSeq and is a predicted model, not a curated record. NCBI's taxonomy places the organism in Eukaryota, Metazoa, Chordata, Ascidiacea, Stolidobranchia, Styelidae.
AGAAGUACGAAACUACACGAGACCCCAACUUUUUUACUUACAAGUUAGAAACACACAUUAGGAAGGAUAUGAAUGAAUAUCGCUAACAGUAAAUAUCCAAAAUAAACUUUGCAGGAAGUUUUCUAAAGAACAUAAAAUCUAAAAAUGAGUGACUGGGUGGGAUUUACUGACGCUGAUUUACGAAAAAUGAAAAGCGAUGGAAAUCGCUCAGCUGGUGCCAAAGUUGCUAAACAAUCUACAGAUAAAAGUGCUAAUGACACAGUUGAAAGCGAAGAGCCUGAGAUUUUAGAAGAUGCUGAAGUCAUCAAAAAAAAAGAGAAAAUCAAACUUGAAGACAUCCAACAGAGACAAAAACAAAUGGAGGAGAAAAAUAAAAGGAAGAAGACAAUGCUAACGAAAGCAAUUGCAGAGAGAAAAAAGAGAGCGUUUGCAGAAUCAACAAAACUUGUCAAAAUACAAGCCGAACUAACAAAGCUUGAUGGCAUGUUGAAUUAUGAUGUUUCACUUCUUAGAGAUAGAAUUGAUGAAGCUUGCGUAGAUUAUAAUCAUGCACAAAAACGCUUUGAUAAAGCAGAAGCGGAAUACAUAAGUGCAAAGAUGAAUCUUCACAAGGCAACGCAAAUGAAAGAAGAAUUGACAGAACAUCUAUUCCAUUUAAUACAAUUAAAUGAGGAAAGGAAGGCUAACAAGUUGGAAGAAUUAAUGCAGAAGCUGGAAUUGGACGAGUCUGAAGAAAUAGCUGUAGAAGCUGAAAGUUCUCAAACUGAUUCAAAGUUUUCAACAGAAUCGACUGCCGAUAAUAAUAAAGAUGUUGAAGCUGAACCCAGCAAUUCAUUACCAGAUUCAACACAAAGUCCAACUGUGAAUGAAACAAAUGAUAAUAUUGAAGUGAAACCCAAAGAAGCUGAUGAAAUAAAAUAGAUUACAGUGGACUUCUUUUAGGCGGAAUCAUAGCAAUCUGUUCGAUCGGACAAGUGCCUGCAAAGCAAUGUUCAUAUUAUGUAUCAUCAGAGCAAAUACAUUUAUACUGCAAUUGGACCUAAGACUUAAAAAGUUGUAGCAACCAUUUGUUAUUGAUAUUUCUUUUUUCUGUAUGUCGUAUAAGUCAAUUGCACUGUGCAAUUAUUGUUUAUAUAGUGAAUUUAUCAGGAAAAUAAGUUUUGUGGUCAUAUUUAUUUAUUUUUGUUUAUUUAGGUUGGUGGUUAUGUUUUGCUUUUAAAUUUUAUCAGCCCAUUGCAAUACUGAAAUUGCACUGAGUAAAGAAUCAUAGUACUUUUCUAUGUUAAAUUAUUAAUACGCAAUAUUAUGGUGCCUUAAUAAAUUUAUUACACUUUGA